CCUCUAAAAAAUGUCAGAAAGAGAAGGUUCCGUAAGAGAGCAAAGAAGAGGUCUGUUGAGUCACCAGGUGUGGAAAAAGAAGUAAAGCGGUUGCUGAGCACAGAGGCUGAAGCUGUCAGUACCCGUUGGGAGAUAAUUGCUGAAAACGAAACAAAAGAAACAGAAAAUCAAGGCCUUGAUAUGUCUUCCCCAGGAAUGUCUGGCCACAGGCAGGGCCAUGACUCAUUAGAACAUGAUGUGCUUCGGGAGGUAUUCAAUGACCUCAGCAGCAGCAAAGAUGAAGAUGAGACACAGCAUCAAGACGAAGAAGAUAGAAACAUCACUGACACUGAGGAAGAUCUGGAAAGGCAGCUACAGGACAAGCUAAAUGAAUCAGAUGAACAGCACCAAGAAAACGAGGGAACCAAUCAGCUGGUUAUGGGAAUUCAGAAACAGACUGAUAACAUGAAAGGCACGCUCCAAGAGAUCCAGGACAGGGCAAAGCCACAGGAGGAUCUCAUCAUGAAAGUGGAAAACCUGGCUCUUAAGAACAGAUUUCAGGCUGUGCUGGAUGAACUGAAACAAAAGGAGGACCGAGAGAAGGAGCAGCUCAGCUCCUUGCAAGAAGAGCUGGAAUCACUCCUAGAGAAGUGA
This is a messenger RNA of Hippopotamus amphibius kiboko, 633 nucleotides long. RefSeq names its product transcription initiation factor TFIID subunit 7-like. The transcript has a single exon. Lineage: Eukaryota; Metazoa; Chordata; Mammalia; Artiodactyla; Hippopotamidae. Gene Ontology annotation, molecular function: RNA polymerase II general transcription initiation factor activity. The annotation marks the transcript as partial. The record is from RefSeq and is a predicted model, not a curated record. Gene Ontology annotation, biological process: RNA polymerase II preinitiation complex assembly; regulation of transcription by RNA polymerase II; transcription initiation at RNA polymerase II promoter. Gene Ontology annotation, cellular component: transcription factor TFIID complex.